Messenger RNA from Myotis davidii, 844 nucleotides. Its product is annotated as armadillo repeat-containing protein 4-like. The record is from RefSeq and is a predicted model, not a curated record. Lineage: Eukaryota; Metazoa; Chordata; Mammalia; Chiroptera; Vespertilionidae. The transcript is spliced from 3 exons. The annotation marks the transcript as partial. Gene Ontology annotation, molecular function: protein binding.
GAUGCUGGAGAAAUGGUUCGUUCCUUUGUUGGUGGUUUGGAACUUGUUGUCAAUUUACUGAAAUCAGAUAAUAAAGAAGUUUUGGCAAGUGUAUGUGCUGCUAUUACCAAUAUAGCCAAAGAUCAAGAAAAUUUAGCUGUCAUUACAGAUCAUGGAGUUGUCCCUUUAUUGUCCAAACUAGCCAAUACAAAUAACGAUAAACUCAGGCGUCAUCUAGCAGAAGCCAUUUCAUGCUGCUGUAUGUGGGGCAGAAACAGAGUGGCCUUUGGUGAAAACAAAGCAGUGGCUCCAUUGGUGCGUUACCUGAAGUCGAAUGAUGCCAAUGUGCAUCGAGCAACAGCUCAGGCCUUGUACCAACUCUCAGAAGAUGCCGAUAACUGCAUCACCAUGCAUGAGAACGGCGCAGUCAAGCUUCUACUGCACAUGGUUGGGUCCCCUGAUCAGGACCUCCAGGAAGCUGCAGCUGGUUGCAUAUCUAACAUCCGCAGGCUGGCUCUUGCUACGGAAAAGGCAAGAUACACUUGAAAUUUGAACAGACAUUUCAAGCUAUCAAAUUUUACAUGACACAGAUCAUAUCACUCCCAUGGCCAGGAAGCUGAAAUUAGGAAACAUUUAUUAGCAGAUCCUUUACAAGCAGACAAAUGCCUGAAUGAAAACAUAUGGAUGAAAAAUAUGAAGGAUAUUGUUCAUGCAAAAACUGAUAUUUUUGUUCUAUUUAAUGUUUUAAGCAUUUGUAUGUAAUGAAAUGUAAAGCCAAUAAAUUUUUGAUGAUUUUCCAGGAAUCUGAGAAUAUAUAUAUCCAGUAUUUUUUUUCAGUGAUGCUUUUGUAUUUGUGAAAAUUUUA